GAAGAAAACAAGGAAAAAUAAUGGUGUUGCAUCUGCAGCGUUCCUAAUGUACUUUCUGUUGUAAACAGAGAGGAAAGAAUCAGCAAAAAGCAACAGGAAUUUUACAUCCAAACAGAGAUCGGUAGAAGGACAAUGUAAGGCAGACCUCUCCGGAAGGGGCGAAACUGAGUUCAUUAUUCGGUUCAUUUUUCUCAACUGAGACAUCGUCAGCAGACAGAGCAGAGAACAUAACCUGAAAUGGCUUAUCAGCAUGGUCGAAAAUCUAUCAGAGAGGCAUAUGAAGAGCGCUUUGCCACAACGGAUGCGAGAGAGGUAAUAGUUCAUCGAGUUGUCAAUAUUAUUGACAAGAGGAACCCUAUGCCACGCCCGGGGUUGGAAUUUGACAGAGGAUAUGAGGACCAGCGGUACGGAGGCCCUCGCAACUACCAGAGUGGAAGAGGAUAUCACAGCGAAGACGGUUAUCAACCUGAUGACAGUCAGUACUAUGACGAAAACCUAAACUAUGGCAGCUAUCGGAGAAAUUCUCCACCACAUCGAAAUGAAGGCUCAUACCCCCAACAGAGUUACAGCAGAGAUGACUUGAGGCAUCAGUUAAGCUCAAGGAACAGGAGCAGAGGUCACAAUCUCCCAAAGAGAGGUCAAGGGAGUGGUCCUCCUCCAAGGGAGGAUUAUGAGGACUACAGGUCCUCUAAAUCCUUGGUCAUCACUCGAGAGCGCUCACCUGGAAGGAGGGAAGGCCAUCCACCCAUCCGAUCCGGAUCCAACACCAACAGGAGCUCCUCUCCCGACAGGGACAAAGGCUACACAUACCAGCAGAAACACAAGUCCAACACAACAAAGAGCUACACUCCCAGCAGCUCUGUAGAGGGCUCUCCUCACCGCUCACUCUCUGCUAAGGAAAAACCAUCAGCAUCUGCAGCAGAGACAGAGGAGGUCGCGGCUGCCAGCACGGAGCCAAAGCUGAUGCCAGAGGAGGACUUAAAGGCACGUCGAUCGGAGGCCAUUAAGGCUAAAGUUGCCGAAAUUGAGAAGAAUUACAGGCAGGACUGUGAAACAUUCCGCACAGUAGUGAAGAUGCUGGUAGACAAGGAGCCCAGUUUGGAUGGUCUGCUGCAAGCUCCGCUGGACAAGAACUUGUCGGAGAUCCGGCAACACUGCCUAGAUGCCAUUAAAAGCUUCGUGGUGGAGCUGGACGAAAUCUUGGCACAGCCGGACGCGACAGCCUGACAUGGUCAUGACAGACUGCUAAAAAUGACAAUGUAAGGUUACUUGGACAUGAGCUGGAAAUCUGAGGACUAAAAAAAAAAAUCUAAUCUUUUAUUCAAAUGUUUUGCAAAUAUUCUGUUUAUCAUAAUUCUACAGAUGGAAAGUUUUGUAAAUGACUAAAAAUGUUACAGUGAAGUACAUACAGUAUUAUUGAGUUAAAAGACAACCAAAUGUAAAAAAAAAAAUUUUUUAGCAAAUCAUAUCCAUACCAACUUUGAACUUUUACUUGCAUUUGUACCGUGAAUUAUGUUACCAAAACUACUUGAGAUGAAAUAACAUUCAGGUUCUAGCAGAACUUCUUAAUGAUGUAUUAUAAUAAUUUUUAGGAGUUGUUUUUUUUUUCCUUUUUUUUUGCUUGUUCCGCUGUAAGUGCAAUUAACUUCAAUAACUAGGGUACAACUUUAUUGCUGCUUCCAAUGUGAGCAUACUUUAGUGUUCAUGUGUUUUUGUUUCAUUCUGAAUUGAAGUUGAGUUUCUUCUUUUUGUUUCAAAUUCAUAACUUUUGAAAUAAACAAAUCCCCCUUUCCUUUA
This is a messenger RNA of Xiphophorus maculatus (southern platyfish), 1797 nucleotides long. RefSeq names its product periphilin-1-like. The record is from RefSeq and is a predicted model, not a curated record. The transcript is spliced from 10 exons. The coding region runs from base 238 to 1227 and encodes 329 amino acids. Gene Ontology annotation, cellular component: nucleoplasm. Gene Ontology annotation, biological process: negative regulation of gene expression, epigenetic; protein localization to heterochromatin; negative regulation of DNA-templated transcription. Lineage: Eukaryota; Metazoa; Chordata; Actinopteri; Cyprinodontiformes; Poeciliidae.